UCAAGGCAACCGCAAUGGAUCAGGAAGAGGGGUGGACCACCGUGGACAAUAUAGUCACUCAGUUCAACACCUAUGAAGAUUUCCUGGAUUCGCAGAUUACUACACUGGACUUGUACUACCUGGAGGAUGAAGGCCUGGCCCGCCAGUUGGUGGAGCUAGGCUACCGCGGGACUGGAGAGGUGGUGAAAAGGGAAGAUUUUGAAGCAAGGAAGGCAGCUAUAGAGAUUGCAAGGUUGGCUGAAAGAACUCAGAAAAAGACAUUAACAAGUGCUGGUAAAGACCUGCAUGAUAAUUUUCUGAAGGCUCUGGCAGUGAGAGAAGAAGACAAUCGCAAUGGAAUAGUGAGCUCCGUGAUCUUUAUUCGUGACAGAAAUUCUCAUGGGCAGGAGGUGUCAGGAUACAUUGACUAUGCUCACAGGCUAAAGACUGAAGAUUUUGAAGUCUACUUUAGUGGAAAAAAAAGACUUCUUCCAAGACCCACAGAUAUGAGUUUUUACAACUGGGACAGUCAUGUUGCUGUUUGGAAUUCAACUCCCAACUACCAAGUGAUUGCUGAUAAUCCAGAAGGCUUACUUUUCAAAUACAAAAGAGACAGAAAAAUUCUCAACGUGGACCCUAAGGCUCAACCAGGUGACAACUCUACUAGAACCCCUAUCCAGACAGAGCUCUACAUACAAGCUGUCAUUUUUGACCACAUUUCCAGAAGAAAGACUUAACUACCAACAUGUUAGAUGGUUUCCUAA
Globicephala melas (long-finned pilot whale) is the source of this 743-nucleotide messenger RNA. It is a transcript of the gene CFAP299, whose product is annotated as cilia and flagella associated protein 299. Lineage: Eukaryota; Metazoa; Chordata; Mammalia; Artiodactyla; Delphinidae. The record is from RefSeq and is a predicted model, not a curated record.